AUGUUGCAAUCCGUGAGUGCUCACCUUAUGGAUGAGCGUCGUGGUUCCACACGAGAGCGUGACCGGCGACGAAGUACCUACGGCCACUCAGCCGGAUCACCAUCGCAUCCGCAGCACACGACACUCAACUUCCUGGUACCCCCAACAUGGGUCGGCACCCAGAUCGUUGAGGAGUAUCGUCCGCUUCAAAUCGAGCCCGCUGAGAAUCCGAUAGGAUGGGCAAUAUUCAAUCCAUUGCCUAUUCGGCCUCCUCCACCUCGUCCCCGAAUCCGAGCGAUUCAGAUAACAGAAGCUGUCAUAGGAUUACUAUCAAAUUUUUUCGCUUCGACCGGCGCGGUCAAGUACCGUAACCGGACACCGGCGAGAAUGUUCCUGAGGAAAUUCUGGAAUCAAUGGACGCUCGAGGAGAAUGCGCGGCGGAUGACCAUCACCGUAUUGCCAUCGGGCACCAAAAAAGUCCACCUCAAGGAGCCGAAUGAGCUCGCCGAGCUCUAUCCGGAUCGAGCAAAUGAUAAAGGUUGGACCCAAUCUUUAAUGCUAUAA
This is a messenger RNA of Caenorhabditis bovis, 543 nucleotides long. NCBI's taxonomy places the organism in Eukaryota, Metazoa, Nematoda, Chromadorea, Rhabditida, Rhabditidae. The record is from the annotation of a GenBank genome assembly.